This is a messenger RNA of Anolis carolinensis (green anole), 2468 nucleotides long. RefSeq names its product solute carrier family 25 member 10 (gene slc25a10). Gene Ontology annotation, molecular function: succinate transmembrane transporter activity; oxaloacetate transmembrane transporter activity; thiosulfate transmembrane transporter activity. Gene Ontology annotation, biological process: malate transmembrane transport; thiosulfate transport; succinate transmembrane transport. Bases 93 to 953 code for a protein of 286 amino acids. The record is from RefSeq and is a predicted model, not a curated record. The transcript has 11 exons. Lineage: Eukaryota; Metazoa; Chordata; Lepidosauria; Squamata; Anolidae.
UUUAAGGCGGGUGGGGGGGGGCGCCAGGAGUGAGGCCGGGCUUGCGUGCUCGGCGGGGCAGAGGCAGAGAGAGAGCGAGGAGGGCCGGGGCGAUGGCGGAGAAGCGCGUGUCCCGCUGGUACUUCGGGGGCCUGGCCUCCUGCGGGGCCGCCUGCUGCACCCACCCGCUCGACCUGCUCAAGGUCCAUCUGCAAACUCAGCAGGAAGUGAAGAUACGCAUGACAGGCAUGGCUGUGCGUGUGGUCCGCAGUGAUGGCUUUCUGGCACUUUACAAUGGAUUGAGUGCCUCCCUUUGCCGGCAGAUCACGUACUCCCUCACUCGCUUUGCCAUCUAUGAGACUGUGCGAGACCGCUUGAGCCGGGGUGCCGAGGGGCCCAUGCCUUUCUACCAGAAGGUGUUGCUAGGUGCAGUAGGAGGAUUCACUGGUGGGUUUGUGGGGACCCCGGCUGAUAUGGUGAAUGUCAGGAUGCAGAAUGACAUGAAACAGCCAGCUCAUCUGAGGCGCAACUACUCACAUGCCUUGGAUGGCUUGUACCGGGUGUUUCGUGAAGAAGGAUUAAAGAAAUUGUUUUCUGGAGGAACAAUGGCAUCAAGUCGAGGGGCCUUGGUUACUGUUGGACAGCUCUCCUGCUAUGACCAGGCUAAGCAGUUGGUUCUUGGGUCCGGUUUGCUGUCAGACAAUAUUUUCACCCAUUUUCUAGCCAGCUCUAUUGCUGGAGGAUGUGCCACAUUCCUCUGUCAGCCUUUGGAUGUGCUGAAGACGCGAAUGAUGAAUUCCCAGGGUGAAUAUCGGGGUGUUAUGCACUGUGCACUGGAAACUGCCAAGCUUGGGCCGCUGGCUUUUUAUAAGGGCCUUGUUCCUGCUGGCAUUCGCUUGGUCCCUCACACUGUGCUUACCUUCGUCUUCCUGGAGCAGCUACGCAAGCACUUUGGCUACAAAGUGGUAGACUGAGGGUGAAAUAGCCUGCUUGGUUAGAGAUGCAAAAGAUGAGGGACUGCAGCCUGGGAAGUGGGGUCCCACAAAGCUCAGGUGCAUGUGCCAUUCCUUGUCAAGGUACAACAGUCUUAAUGAAGGCCUCUUCAGUGCCAUGGCAUGAGUUGAACUCUCAAAGAAUGCCCCUUUUUAGUGCCUAACCAUCUCAGGAAUAUGAGCCAACCUGUCAAUAUUCUUUGGUGCCUAAUGUUGUAGCAGCCAACCAGUCAAAAAUUUCUCCUCUAGUGCCCAAUAGCAAUGAGUGCCCACUCCUCUCAUGUCUUUCUCCUAUGCCCAGCCAUCAUUUAAUUCCUUCUGUACCAUCAGCAUCACAGUGCCACCCCCAGUACUGCGUCCUUGCUGAUCCACAGCAUUCCACAGUAACAUCUGGUCAUCCUGCAAUGCCAUUGUCUUAAAGCCAGCAUUCCAGCAAUGCCUCUGCUUUAUUUAUUUUGCAACCCUACCAUAAUGCUCUUCUACUGUAUUGUGCCAUAUUGCUCUCUCUAGUGUAGCACCAUGAUUAGUAAGUUGUCUCACCCAAUGGGCCAUACCUUUUCUUUUCUACCUCCUCGGUCACUUUUUUUUGCUAUUUUUUGGGGCGGGGAAGGUACUAACUUCCUCCUAUUCAUGUAACAUUUUCUCGAGCAAAAAUGUUCCUUGUCCACAGGAGAAGCAAAAUCAUAAUCGCUUUCCUUUAAAAUGUUUAUGAUUAUAGUGAAUUUGCGAGUAGGAAUCCUUUGUCCUCCCAUGACUCAGAUUUGUAAACAAUUUUAUUAAAACACUGCUUCCUUGUCUCCUCCCUUGUUCCUACUUCAGUGUCCUCUCACCACCAUAGCCUAUAACCUGAGGAACAGGAAGUCCCUUCCGUUUGCAUUCUGUGACUGGAAGCAACUGGGUCAGUCAAGUCCCCUCCUGUGUCAAACCUUGCAUCUCUUGUUGCUUUCAUUUGCCUGUUUCAUCAUCUAGACCUUGUUCAGCCAAAGCCUCAUGAAACCAAAGGGACCUACUGAGGCUUCAGUCACAGAUAGUGACAAAUUGGUACUUCUGAGGUGCCAUUAGUGAGCAAGAGUUAAGCUUUCCUCUAAUAUUUUUCUCUAACAGUGGGGGGAAAGGCCCUAUUUGGUUUAAGGUGGGCAAGCUUGUUCUGAUGCCUACCCUCUGCUCUUGCGGUUCCUCUGAGCCAUAUAAAGAAAGCCUAGUAGACUGGGAUCUCCCCAAGUUGUCUUGUUUUCAUUGUGAUGUUGAGAAAACUCUGCUGUACACUGGAUUACUUUUUUUUAAUGUAUCUGGCUCUGACCCACUAAAGCCUUGCCUAAUGAAGCAAUUCUAGAAGCAAUUCUGUUGUCUGUCCCGCCUUGUAGCUGGCUUGUGUUCACCACCUGCUCACCCAUCAGCAGGUGGGCAAAGCGUCAUUCCAGAGGGUGGUGACUUGGCGGGCACCAAGAGCCAGGACCCAGCACUUUUGUAAUUAUGACAAUAAAAUAGUAGUUCAAA